This is a messenger RNA of Drosophila obscura, 13089 nucleotides long. RefSeq names its product obscurin (gene Obsc). Gene Ontology annotation, molecular function: protein kinase activity; guanyl-nucleotide exchange factor activity; ATP binding. Lineage: Eukaryota; Metazoa; Arthropoda; Insecta; Diptera; Drosophilidae. The record is from RefSeq and is a predicted model, not a curated record. Gene Ontology annotation, biological process: protein phosphorylation.
GAUCAGUCGUACAGUUGUCGGGAUGCAGUUAAAUUCAUUGGUAUCUGCACGCGGCGGCUGGUUCUUUUUUUCCUUCUUAUUUUCUCGCGACGACCGUCUAUAAGGAAAUCUAAUAUACUGCGCGCUACAUCCGAACCGAUCGAAUAUUGCGAACAAAAUUAUGACAAACGAAUUCCGGUCAUAGCCUAGCCCAUAGCCGAAUAAUAUAAACAGCCCAUCCUUUGAUUUACGUGGCGCUAGAGCGUGUCCAAAAACCCUGUGCAAAUAAAUAGAAACGAAUUUUUGAGCUGCCUGCAGUAAUAAGUUAUGCAAUACAGAAGUGCAUUCAUUUAUGCAGAGAGUGUAAUGUGAAUUAAGUGGAGUGGAUAACAAAGUCAAUCAGAGAUCCAAAACUACUAUGGAUAACGUUCCGGACAUUGUGUUCGUGAGUCGUGACUAUCAGGCUCAAACAUUGGCCGCGGACGAAAUCAGUGUUGCCCGCGGAGACCUGGUCGAACUGUUGAGCACAAAAGCAGCAGAAAAAUCAAGAUGCUUUGUGCGAAUGUUCGAUAGUGGGGAUUCCCCCAAGGAAGGCUGGGUGCCAAUUGAAAUACUGGAAUUUAAUCCCAAUAUGAAUAACUCAAAUGGAAAAGAAACCGGCGAUGCGGAGUUUAAAAAGCGAACCAUCCUGAGGGAGCUGGUGGAAACCGAGGAGGAGUUCUCCAGGGAUCUGCUCCAUGUAGUGGAAAAAUACAUUAAAGGCAUUGAUAAACCGGUGGUGCCCAGAUCGGUGAGAGACAACAAGGAUGUCAUAUUCUGCAACUUUCUGCACAUUGCGGAGUUUCAUAAUAAUGUGCUCAAGGAAGGACUCAAGUGCUACAGCAAUCAGCCGAAUAUGGUGGCCAAGACCUUCCUGCGCCUGGAGCGGGACUUUGACAAGCAUGUGGAGUACUGCCAAAACGAGCCACUGGCCCAGGAGUACCUCAGCUCCAACCCUGAGGCAAACAAAUACUUUCAAGAACUUUCAAAACAACUUGGAGACGAUAAAUCUCUUUCGGAACAUCUGAAGCUACCCAUCCAACGGAUAAACGAUUAUCAACUUUUGUUCAAGGACUUCAUUAAAUACUCACUAAGCUUGAAAGAGAAUGUUAAAGACUUGGAGCGGGCCCUAGAGUUAAUGCUUAGUGUGCCGAGUCGAGCAUAUGACAACAGAUUUCUUUCCAGCAUCGAGGGCUGUCGCGGCAACAUCUACAAAUUGGGGCGACUCUUGCUCCACGAGUGGUGCACUUUGAUCGACAAAGACGGCAAGGCGCAUGAGCGCUACUGCUUCCUGUUCAAGUCCAGAAUACUGAUAACCAAGGUUCGCAAAAUAUCCGAGAGCAGAUCCGUGUUUAUCUUGCAGAACAUCGUCAAGCUGCCGCUCUGUAAUAUCGAGCACAGAGCCGAUGAGAAACAGAUUCUCAUAAGCCUGAAGGUCCCCGACGCAAACUCAAUCUUUCCGAUUAAUAUUAAGCCGCACGGCGGAGAGGCUCCCCUCACCUGGUUCAAAGAGAUUUCCUCGCAUGCCAACCAAGACGUUACCCUGCAAGAGCACAACGCAGACGAUCUGAAAGUCGACUCCUCCCAAGUAGCCGCCGAAAGCGAGCUGCUGCUGCACCUGCCUCAGCGCGCAGAGGCUCAUGAUCCCAGUUCUAGUGUUCGUCCCUCCGAUGUGGCCGAGAACUACUUCCUGAGCAAGGAGACCAAAGAGCGUCUGCAGCUCGAGCAGCAGGAACUGCUGAAGCUUGAGCAGGAGGCCAUCGAGCUGUACAAGAAACAGCACGACCGGCAAUACACUUCAAAGACAAUUACCGAAAAGCACACCAAGGCCGAGUCCAUACAUAUUUCUAGUUCGCAGUCGCAGUCUACUUCGUCGGAAGUUCGUACCAAGACUGAAGCCACCAGAGAAGAGUUCAUUUCUAAGGCUGCUCCAGAGAGGUCUACUCCAUCUCCAUCUCCAUCGGUUCCGCCAGUCAAAGAGGUUGCACCACAGCCCAAACCGGAGGCAGCUUUAGUGCCAGAAUCGACUUCAGAUUCCAGGGAAGUCGAGCAAGUGGCUGUCGCCAGUUCAAUUGCAAAGCAAGAAAUACACGAGCACGUAGCUGUAUCUGUAACUGAGAAAACCACCGAGUCAAGUGCAAUCGAAUCGGUUGUUCGGAAAGAAGAGUCUGCCACCGAAACCAGCCAGAUUGAAGAGUUAUUAGCUGGUAAGAGCCCCGAAGAGCUAAAGCCCAAUACUUCACAAUAUUCGAUUCCAAAAAUUCAAGUGUACAAUCCAGUAGAAAACGAAAACGUAAACGAAAACAAAAGCGAUAACACUGUUGUAACUAAGCACAGACCCAUAGAGCUCAAAGAUAUCGUUGGCUACAGCGAAUCCCUGCAGGAUAGCGACACUGCGCCGAGGGGUUCGCAGGGCCGACAGGGAUACACUGCUAAUAUAACCGAUAAUGCUUCAUUAACCAUUUGGAAUAACCGACUUACCAACAUAGCAAACGAUAGGGGCGGCGCUAAUCAAUACCUGCAGCAGACAGGGCCGCCUCCGCCUCCAAUUCCGCCUCAUUUCACGCGAAUGCCCGGCUUCUUCCAACCGCUUCCGCUCAUUUCGUAUGAAACCACCAUCGAGAUACUAAUUGUCAAAGCACGCCCACCCUCACCGCCUCCACCGCCGCCGCCCACCAUCAAGCGCCUCCUAGUCCAUACUGAGAGUCUAGAGCAGAAGACACAGAACUUCUUUGAAGGCAUCUACGACGUGUCCUCGUCGGACACCUCGCUGCGCAAUGCAAAACAGAAAAUUCGAAGCAUUAAGAACACGGUCCUCAAGUCGAAGGACUCCACUAACUAUGCCCAGGACACUGUACAGAAGGCAAAAGCACGCGACUUCUUGCACAUAUUUACCCCUCCCGUUAAGAAAAGACCCAUCUAUGAGAUUAUCGAGGAGCCCGUUAACAUUUUUGAGCUUGAACGCGAUUAUACUGAGUCUCUUGCUGACGAUUUCAGAGAGCCAAGUGCAGAUUUUGAAGCCAGAGGCCAAAGCGUCGGUGGCAUGGAUGAUUAUUAUUCUGGCUACUCAGUGGCUUCCAAACGGCGCUAUGAAACAUCCUCCAGAACGCGGGACUACGACAGAGGUACUUCGUACGACAGCACUGCCGAGAAGCACUAUGGAGUGAGCUCCAGACGCGAUCGUAGCUCCGUUGACAAGGUUGAGGCACGCUCAUCCCUUCUGGCCACAGGCCGCACAGAGAGUCGCGCCGAGAGUCGAGCUGAGAGCCGCGCAUCCUACUCAGUCGCCGAAUCGCGUGCUGGCAUCCGGUCUGCUUCCCGUCAAUUAGAGGAUCGACCCCUGCGCUCUGUCGACAAGCCUGUUGUCGUAAAGAUGCUAAAGAGCGUCCAAGUGGACAUUGGAGAGACAGCGCAUUUUGAGAUCCAGUUCAAGGAUCAGCCCGGACUGGUUACCUGGCUGAAGGAUAACAAGCCCUUGGAAGAUCGUUUGGCUGAUCGAGUGAUUCAGACGAGUGCCCCAAUGAAUUCGUAUCGGUUGGACAUCAAGAACUGCAGUGAGAGCGAUGCAGGAACAUACACCAUACGCGCUCAAUCCGCGUCGGAGACAACAACCCUAUCGGCCCAGCUGGCUGUUGGCCAAGCACCUGGCCAUGAUGAAACUAAAACCAAUGUGGCGCCAGCCUUUUUGGUUAGCCUGAAGGAUGCUGAAAUGAUUGAGAACACUCUCUUCCGUUUCAUGAUCAAAAUCAAAGGCGAUCCCAAGCCCAGGGUCAAGUUCUACAAAGAUCAGGUGGAAAUACUGGAGAUCAACGAUCGCAUUCAAAUUAUCAGAGAUAAGGACUAUUUGGGUUUCUAUGAGCUGGUCAUUGCCGAUGUACAGAAAAGCGAUGCGGGAGCCUACACGUGCAAGGCCUCGAAUAAGUAUGGCGAUGCCAGCUGUGAGGCUGUGGCCACCACAGUGGAGGACAGGAAUCCGUUCGGUGCGCUCAGUGGUCAGAUUCUGCCUGCCGGAGAGAAGCCCGUGUUCGCAUGGAAGCGAAACGGAGAGGAGUUCGAUCCCGAGGAACGCUUCAAAGUGCUCUUCGGCGAGGACGAGGACUCGCUGGCGCUGGUCUUCCAGCACGUCAAGCCCGAGGAUGCCGGCAUCUACACGUGUGUGGCGCAGACAUCCACUGGCAAUAUCUCCUGCAGUGCCGAGCUGUCGGUUCAGGGCGCCAUUCAGACGCUGAACAGGGAGCCGGAGAAGCCCACCUUGGUGAUCGAGCACCGCGAGGCCAACACGAGCAUCGGCGGAACGGCCAUCCUGGAGCUGCAGUGCAAGGGCUUCCCCAAGCCAGCCGUCCUCUUCAAGCACGAGGGCGAGGUCAUAGAGGUCGAUGACCGGCACAAGUUCAUGUACGAGGACGAGGAGAGCAUGUCCCUCAUUAUAAAGAACAUCAACACAGCCGAUGCCGGAGAGUACACCAUUGAGGCUGUGAAUGAACUGGGCCAGGAUGAGUCGACCAUUAAUCUGGUUGUGAAAGCUCCACCAAAGAUAAAGAAGAUUAAGGACAUUACUUGCUCGGCGGGCGAGACAAUCAAAAUGGAAAUCGAGGUGGAAGGCUUCCCGCAGCCCGAGGUGAUUGUUACCAACAAUGCGAAGGAUGUGAGCAGCGAGAGCAACGUGAAGAUCUCAUCCAGCUCCAUUGGAAAGAGCUUGGAGAAGGUGGUGGUCGAAAUUUCGGACAUUAAGCUCGCCCAGGCGGGCAACUACUCGAUACGGGCCACCAACGACAUCAGCCAGACGUCCGAGUACUGGAGCUGCACCGUCAAGUCAAAGCCAGUGAUAGUCAAGCACUUCGAGUCCGAGUACAUCCACGGGGAGAAGGAGAGCGUGCAGAUCACAGUCCGGAUAGAUGCCUAUCCCGAGGCGAAGCUCCUUUGGUACCACGACGAAACUGAGAUCAAGCUGAGUGACUCCAAGUACAGCGUAAGCACCGAUGGGAACGCCUACACUCUGAAGAUCAGUGGCGCGACCCGCGUGGAUGCUGGCAAAUAUACGGUCAAGGCCACCAACGAGCACGGCUCGGCGACCAGCUCCACGCAGUUGCUGAUCAAGUGCACGCCGGAGUUCACCAAGAAGCUGAAAAACAUUACCGUGGUGGAAGGCGACUCCAAUGUGGAGCUCGUUGUGGGCAUCGAUGCCUAUCCCAAGCCACACGUCAAGUGGUACAUUGACGGCAUCGAGAUCGAUGAGAAGAGGAACGAUUUCCGUCAUGUGGAGGAGGGAAACGACUUCAAACUGGUUCUCAAUAAGGCGGCCACCAAUAUGCAAGGAACAUACUGCUGCAAAAUAAUGAACGACUAUGGAAAGCUUGAGGACAAUUGCGUUGUGACGGUCAACUGCAAACCCAAGGUGAAGCGGGGUCUCAAGAAUAUAGAGGUGCAGGAGGGUAAAUCCUUUACCUUGGAGGUCGAGGUGUACAGCGAGCCAGAGGCGAAUAUUAAAUGGUUCAAAGAUGGCCACGAAAUCUACGAAGAUGCACGCAUUAAAAUCUCACGCGACUCUCAGCGCAUUGAAAAUUACUACUUGACGCUGAAUCUGGCCAAAACUGAAGACUCGGGUACUUACGAGGUGAAGGCAGCAAACUUCAUUGGCGAGACGACCUCCACCUGCAAGGUCGUUGUUUUGACAAGCGACACAAUGUCUCUGGAACAAACAGUGACUAAAACAAUGAUUGCGACGACUGAACAACCUGAAGAAGGGGCUGUUCCUGAAAUCCUGCACGUGGACGUCUUCCAGACGCACAGUUUUGAGAGUGUUCCACUCAAAUACGAGGUCAUUGCCACGGGCAUACCAAAGCCGGAAGCGAUAUGGUAUCACGAUGGGAAACCAAUUACAUCGGAUAAGCAUACGGCCAUUACCGUGGAUGGGGAUCAUUAUAAGCUGGAGGUGGAGUCCCUAGAUCUGGUGGAUGCUGGAGAGUACAAGGUGGUUGUGCAAAAUAAAUGUGGCGAGAAGUCGCAUCAAGGAGAUCUCUCUCUCUCAGGUGUGGCUGAAUACCGCAAGCCGUUACUCACCAAGGGAUCGGGAUUGAAGGACAUUAAGGUGAACAAGGGCGAUAAGGUUUCGAAGCCUGUCAUAUUCACAGCUGAUCCAGCUCCCGAAAUCGUGUGGCUGAAGGACGGCCAGCCGGUGAAGGAGAGCAAUAACCUCAAGCUGAAGGUGGAAAAGAAAGAACUUGAGCACGGGCUGCAGCAAUAUACCUGCACGCUGAAUAUUUCGGAUGCUGAUAUAAAGGACUCGGGACGGUACGAGCUGAAGGUGAAGAACAAGUACGGAGAGCUGGCCACCAGCGGGUGGGUAGAUGUUCUGGCCAAGCCAGAGAUUUCCGGACUGGUGGACAGCAAGUGCAUGCCCGGCGACACCGUCUGCUUCGAGGCCUUGGUACUCGCCAACCCCAAGCCGAAGGUGUCCUGGACCAGGGGCAAUGAGAACCUCUGCAACAACGAGAACUGUGAGGUGAUCGCUGACGUGGAUGCCGACAAGUACCGACUCGUCUUCCAGGCAGUCUCUCCAAGCGAAUCCUCCAAAUACACCAUUACCGCAGUCAACAGCGAGGGCAGGUCCAGUGUUGACUUCAACUUGUCUGUGCUGGUGGAGAAGCCCACAUUCAUUGUCAAUCCUGAGAGCCAGAGCAUUCAUGACUACCGGCCAGUUUCCACUAAGGUUCUGGUCCAUGGCGUCCCACUGCCAACCCUUGAAUGGCUCAAGGACGAUAAGCCCAUUAACUACGAAGCCAUCAACAAGCCCAACAAGGACAAACUCUACAAGAAGGAGGACACCAAGAAGGGAUCCGAUCAAAUCGAAGGUGUCUUCGAUAUAAAAACAUUCAGGGACAACGAUGCUGGAACGUAUACCUGUGUGGCCACCAAUGAAAUCGGAGUGACAAAAGCAUCCUUCAAGCUGGCUCUGCUCUCGCUGGCGCCAAGCUUUGUCAAGAAGCUGGACAAUGCCCUGGACGUGCUGCAGGGUGAACCCCUCGUUCUGGAGUGCACCGUCGAUGGCAGCCCUCUGCCCACAGUCCAAUGGCUAAAGGACGGCGAAGAAGUGAAGCCCAGCGAUAGUGUAAAGAUCUCCACUAGCCCCGAAGGAUUGGUCAAAUUGGAGAUCAACCACUGCGAACCCAACGACUCGGGCGCCUACAAAUUAAUCAUAUCCAAUCCGCACGGAGAGAAGGUGGCACUCUGUGCUGUGGCUGUUAAACCUGAGGAGAUGGAGCCGAAGUUCAUUAAGCCACUCACGGGCCAAACUGUUGUCGUGGGUGAACCUCUGAAGCUGCUGGCUGAGGUGUUCGGUUUCCCAGCUCCCGAAGUCAAAUGGUACAAGGACGGCAUGUUGCUUCGUCCCAGUCCGGAGGUUAACUUUAUCAACAAUCCCAAUGGCCAAAUCGGACUGAGCAUUGAUGCUGCACAGCCGCAGGAUGCCGGUGUCUAUAAAUGCCUGAUAAUCAACAAGGGCGGUGAGAUGGAGGGCGUUUCCAAGGUGGAGGUUGUGCCCAAGGAGUCCAAGCCGGCAUUUGUGGCCGAGCUGCAGGAUUCAUCAAGCAUCGAAGGUUUCCCCGUCAAAAUGGACAUCAAGGUGGUUGGCAACCCGAAACCGAAACUGCAAUGGUUCCACAACGGACACGAAAUUCUGCCAGACCCCGAGCACAUUGCGAUCGUGGAGAAUCCGGACCACAGCACGAGCCUAAUCAUAGAGAAAACCGUGCCCGGCGACUCCGGAUUAUACGAGGUGAUAGCUCAGAACUGCGAGGGCACCACGGCGUCCAAGGCCAAGCUGUACGUGGCACCCAAAGUGGACGAAACGGCCACCGAAGAAGCGCCCCAGUUUGUGUCCGCACUCAGGGAUGUGAAUGCCGACGAGGGUCAGGAACUCGUGCUGUCUGCGCCGUUCAUUGCAAACCCAAUGCCCGAGGUGAUUUGGACCAAGGAUGGAGUCACUCUCGCUCCCAGCGAGCGUCUGCUGAUGACCUGCGAUGGCAAACACAUCGGACUGAGCAUUAAGCCAGCCGAGGCAGCCGACUCGGGCAACUACACCUGCCUGCUGGCCAAUCCCCUGGGCGAAGACUCCUCCGCCUGCAAUGCGAAUGUCAGGAAGGUGUACAAGCCGCCAGUGUUCACCCAAAAGAUCUCCGAUCAGCAGCAGGUGCUUGGCAACAAUGCCAAGAUCCCUGUGACCGUCUCCGGAGUUCCCUAUCCAGAUCUGGUGUGGUACUUCCAGGACAAGCCCAUUCCCAAGUCGGACAAGUACACCAUCAAGAACGAUGGCGAUCACCACACGCUCAUUGUCAACAACUGCGAAAAGGGUGACCAAGGCGUCUACAAAUGCAUCGCCAGCAACAGGGAGGGCAAGGACAUAACCCAAGGACGUCUCGAUAUUGUCAACGAAAUCAAGAAGCACUCGCGAUCAGAGCCCCCAGUAUUUCUCAAGAAGAUUGGCGACUGUGACAUCUAUGAGGGCAUGAUUGCCAAGUUCACAGCCUGUGCCACGGGCUAUCCAGAGCCAGAGGUCGAGUGGUUUAAAAACGACCAGAGGCUUUUCCCCUCAGAUAGGAUCCUGAUGGACAUCGAGCCGAACGGCCUCCUGCGGCUGACCAUCAAGAAUGUCACCGAGUACGAUGUGGGCCGUUAUUCUUGCCGCAUUUUCAACCCAUACGGAGAUGAUAUUUGCCACGCGGAACUCUUCUACGACUCGCUGGACAGCCAGCAGAAGCCACUGGAGGAUCAAUACACCGAUUUCAAGAAGUACAAAAAGUCCGGAGCUCCGCCACCAUUGUCGGAGGGUCCAAUCAUAUCCCGUAUGACCGAUCGGGGAUUGCUGCUGUCGUGGAACCCAUCGGUGCCACUGACGCCGCGCUAUCCCAUCACAUAUCAGAUCGAAAUGAUGGACCUACCCGAGGGAGACUGGCGUACCCUGAGAACUGGAGUGCGCAGCUGUGCCUGCGACAUCCGCAAUCUGGAGCCAUUCAGAGACUAUAGAUUUAGGAUUCGAGUGGAGAAUAAGUUUGGCGUGAGCGAUCCCAGUCCCUACACUCAGACCUACAGGCAAAAACUGGUGCCAGAGCCACCGAAAAUCUACACCUACCUGCCACCGGGCACGGACUUUAGACCAGAGACUUCGCCGUACUUCCCCAAGGACUUUGAUAUUGAAAGGCCGCCCCAUGACGGAUUAGCCCAGUCCCCCCAAUUCCUACUGCGCGAGAACGACAUUAGCUACGGAGUGAAGGGACACAACACGGAGCUCAUGUGGUUCGUUUAUGGCUAUCCGAAGCCAAAGAUGACCUACUACUUCGAUGACAUGCUCAUCGAGUCGGGUGGCAGAUUCGAUCAAAGCUACACACGAAAUGGACAGGCGACGCUUUUCAUAAACAAAAUGCUGGAUCGCGAUGUGGGCUGGUACGAGGCAGUCGCCACGAAUGAGCACGGUGAGGCGAGGCAGCGGGUGAGAUUGGAAAUUGCCGAGCAUCCGCGGUUCUUGAAGCGACCGGAUGAAACCUUCAUAAUGUCCCGCAAAAACGGAAGAAUCGAGGCCAAGCUGGUGGGCAUUCCCCUGCCAGAGGUUCAUUGGUAUAAGGACUGGAAGCCAGUCGCCGAAUCAUCUCGCAUCAAGAUUAGCUCCUAUGACCCCGACAUCUAUGUGCUCUCAAUACACGAUUCGAUCAUCAAGGAUGGCGGACUAUAUUCGAUUAGUGCCAGGAACAUUGCUGGCUCCAUUAGCACCUCGGUGACAGUGCAUAUUGAGGAGAACGAGGAUCAGUACAUUUACAAGACCUACGGCCGACAUCCGUAUGUGCGAUCCAAGCAGCUGCGCUACCAGGACAAGUACGAUAUUGGGGAUGAGCUUGGACGCGGCACUCAGGGCAUUACCUACCAUGCCGUGGAGCGUGCCACUGGCGAUAACUAUGCGGCGAAAAUUAUGUACGGCCGACCAGAGCUGCGACCCUUCAUGCUGAACGAACUGGAGAUGAUGAACACGUUCAACCACAAGCACUUGAUCCGUCCCUACGAUGCCUACGACACGGACCGCAGCGUGACCCUCAUUAUGGAGCUGGCAGCUGGAGGCGAGCUGGUCAGGGACAAUCUGCUCCGGCGCGACUACUACACAGAGCGAGACAUAGCCAAUUAUGUGAGGCAAACUCUUUGGGGCCUCGAGCACAUGCAUGAAAUCGGAGUGGGCCACAUGGGUCUCACGAUCAAGGAUCUACUCAUUUCGGUGGUCGGCAGUGAUUACAUUAAGGUAUCGGACUUUGGUUUGUCGAGGAAAAUCAACAAGCACAAUCUUUCGACACUGGACUAUGGCAUGCCGGAGUUCGUGUCCCCGGAAGUGGUUAAUAAGGAGGGCGUGAACUACUCGCACGAUAUGUGGACCGUGGGCUUGAUCACCUACGUACUGCUGAGUGGUCGCAAUCCGUUCCUGGGCAUAGAUGAUAGGGAGACCUUGACCAAGAUUCGUGAGGGUCGCUGGGACUUCAAGGACGAGCUAUGGACUCACAUUUCUGAUGAUGGCCGCGACUUUAUCAGCCGUCUGCUGCUCUACAGCCCGGAGGAGCGCAUGGAUGUGAAGACAGCGCUGAAGCAUCCGUGGUUCUUUAUGCUCGAUCGCCAGGCCUCCGAUCACGACUAUCAAAUCCGUACGGAUCGUUUGAGGAGCUACUACGACCACUUCAGGGACUGGUAUGCAAAUGCCUCUUGCAAGAACUACUUCCGCAGGCGUCGUCUGAGCGGCUGCUUCCAACAUCCAUCCAAAAUGGUAUACCCCCCCGGACACGUUUACACCCCCGAGCAGACGCCAGAGCCCCUGCCAGAGCCACGCAAGCGAGCGAAGCGCGAGGAAGUUGUUUCGAAAUACUUGCAUCCCGACUACGAGCUAGGUCUGAUUCAAUCGGAGAGCCACUACCAGUAUGGUCCCGAUACAUAUUUACUGCAACUGCGGGAUGUCAACUUCCCCGUCAGAUUGCGUGAAUACAUGAAGGUGGCCCACAGGCGAUCCCCAUCGUUUGCCCUAAACGAUUCUGUGGAUUGGUCGCUGCCUGUGAUCCGAGAACGACGUCGCUUCACUGACAUUAUGGAUGAGGAAAUCGACGACGAGCGCACGCGCAGUCGCAUCAGCAUGUAUGCGGCCAAUGAUUCCUACUCCAUUAGGCGCCUGCGCACGGAGCUGGGGCCACGUCUGGAUGAGUACACCGAAGCCGAGGCCAUGAUAGAGACGCAGCGCGAGGGCUAUCCGCCCUUCUUCCGGGAGAAGCCCCAGACGAUAGCAAUCACCGAGAACCAGCCCAGUCAUAUCCACUGCUUUGCCGUCGGCGAUCCCAAGCCAUGCGUCCAGUGGUUCAAGAACGACAUGGUCCUGUCCGAGAGCAAGCGCAUCAAAAUCUCAGUCGAUGAGGAUGGUCGCUCCAUUCUGCGAUUCGAGCCAGCCCUCCACUUCGAUGUGGGUGUCUACAAGGUGGUGGCACGGAAUAAGGUCGGUCAAACUGUGGCCAGAUGCCGCAUCGUGGUGGCCACUCUGCCAGAUGCACCAGACUCUCCCGAGAUCUCUGCCAACAGCGGCACGGAGAUUCUCCUCAGAUGGAAACAGCCCCGCGACGAUGGCCACUCCACGGUCCUGUGCUACAGUCUGCAGCACAAGCUGAGCAACUGCGAUGCCUGGACCACGGUGGCCGACAACAUCGACCAUGAAUUCUACCUGCUGCACGAUCUGCAGCCAAACACCAGCUACCAGUUCAGGCUGGCCUCCAAGAAUCGCAUUGGCUGGAGUGAAAUGGGAAUCCCCGUGGCCGCAUCCACCGCGGGCCAUGACGCCCCCAAAAUACACAUCACCAAGGCAAUGAAGCAUUUACAGCAGCUCACCGAGAACGGUCACCAGGUGAUACCCGAAGAGGAGCGCGUGCACACCGACUACCACUGCGAGCGAGAGCCCCCCAAUUGGGUGACCGACUCCUCCGUAAGCGACAAGUACAGUUUCAUCUCGGAGAUAGCGCGCGGGGAGUUCAGCACCAUCGUGAAGGGCAUUCAAAAGUCCACCGACACAGUGGUGGUGGCCAAGAUUCUCGAAGUGACCGAUGAAAACGAGGACUCGGUCGUGGCCGAGUUUGACAACUUUAAGACUUUGCGGCAUGAGCGCAUACCGGCACUAUUCAGUGCCUACAAGCCGCUGAACGUGCCCAUAGCCAUAUUCGUGAUGGAGAAGCUCCAGGGAGCCGAUGUCCUCACCUACUUCAGCAGCCGCCACGAGUACUCCGAGCAAAUGGUGGCCAGCGUUGUCACCCAGCUGCUGGACGCCCUGCAAUACCUGCACUGGCGUGGCUAUUGCCAUCUCAAUAUACAGCCCGACAACGUGGUAAUGGCAUCCGUUCGCUCGAUUCAAGUCAAAUUGGUGGACUUUGGGUCGGCCAAGAAGGUGAACAAGUUGGGCGUCAAGGUGACGCCAUGCGGCUCGCUGGACUUCCAGCCGCCGGAGAUGAUCAACGACGAGCCAAUAUUCCCUCAGAGUGACAUUUGGUCCGUUGGUGCACUGACAUACUUGCUCUUGUCCGGAUGCAGCCCAUUCCGCGGGACCGACGAAUACGAAACGAAGCAGAAUAUUUCCUUUGUGCGCUAUAGAUUCGAGAAUCUGUUCCGGGAAGUUACCCCAGAGGCAACACGAUUUAUUAUGCUCUUGUUCAAGCGUCAUCCUACCAAACGGCCAUACACUGAAGAUUGCUUGGAGCACAGAUGGCUCAUGUCCUCUGACUAUAUGGUUCGAAAACGAGAGCGCGCUAUAUUCUUGGGCAGUCGUCUGAAGUCGUUCUGCGAUGAAUACCAUGACCACAAGAACGCCACAGCUACAUCAUCCAAAGUCCUUAAUACGGUUGCCGGUGGACCUACACCAACUCAACUGCUUCGAUCGAAUAGCAUCCAAGAGGAACUGCUCACAACAUUUUAGUCAAUUAGUUCCGACGUACGCAUAAGAGAAUGUUGUUUUUAUUUCUUGUAUAUAUGGAAUAUAAAAUAAUUAUACAACAUCCGAAAGUUCUAUAUAUAUAAAUA